AUGACGGCCCAGACAAGCGAAAAGAUCAGACUCGUGCGCAUUGCUCACGUCUACUACGCACACACCGACUUCGACGCGGCUCAGCAGUUUCUUUUAGAUUUCGGCCUCGUGGUAGCUGAGCGACAGGAUGACAAAGUCUUCUAUAGAGGCUACGGGCCCGAUCCGUUUGUAUAUUGCGCUAUCAAAGGAAGUAGCGUGGGCUUUCAGGGUGCAGCCUUCAUGGUAGAAUCCAUGGACGACUUGAUGCGCGCUUCGACCACGUUGCCCGGUGCCACCAAGAUUCAGCCGCUGAGAGCUCCGGGUGGUGGCUAUAUUGUCACGUUCACUGACCCUGUGGACGGAUUCCUGUUCCAUUUAGUCUUUGGGCAGGCAAUGGCUGAGCCAUCAGACGGACUACCCGAGCUCGAUUACAACUUCCCACAAACGAAGAAUCGAGAGGUGAACAAGACGCAGCGGUUCACAGCCGGGCCGGCCAUGGUUCACAAGCUGGGGCACUUUGGGUGCUGUGUGACUGACUUCGCCAAAACGUUCAGCUUUUACACCACUCAUUUCAAUUUCAAGCCUAGUGAUGUGUUGCAUGAUGGCCUGGGCCAUGACCACACAGCCUUCCUGCACCUAGACCGUGGCAUGGAAAAGGUCGACCACCAUACAUUCUUUAUCUUUGAAGGUCCCAAGUUUCACAUUCACCACGCCAGUUUUGAGGUCCAUGAUUUCGACACACAGGCUCUCGGCCACCAAUGGCUGAAAGAAAAGGGCUAUGAUGUUGUCUGGGGCGUCGGUAGGCAUGUUCUAGGCUCUCAAAUCUUCGACUACUGGUGGGAUACAUCGAGGAACAUGGUGGAGCAUUACGCCGAUGGGGACCUCGUGGACGAAACUACCCCUGUUGGUCGAGACGUGGCUGGGCCUGAUAGCCUGCAUAUCUGGGGGCCUCCUCUGCCUCCAACGUUUAUGAUCUAG
This is a messenger RNA of Neoarthrinium moseri, 957 nucleotides long. RefSeq lists its product as uncharacterized. Gene Ontology annotation, cellular component: mitochondrion. The transcript has 4 exons. Gene Ontology annotation, molecular function: methylmalonyl-CoA epimerase activity. The record is from RefSeq and is a predicted model, not a curated record. Gene Ontology annotation, biological process: L-methylmalonyl-CoA metabolic process. The coding region runs from base 1 to 957 and encodes 318 amino acids. Lineage: Eukaryota; Fungi; Ascomycota; Sordariomycetes; Amphisphaeriales; Apiosporaceae.